Emiliania huxleyi CCMP1516 is the source of this 1585-nucleotide messenger RNA. RefSeq lists its product as hypothetical. The transcript has 19 exons. The coding region runs from base 37 to 1503 and encodes 488 amino acids. The record is from RefSeq and is a predicted model, not a curated record. Lineage: Eukaryota; Haptophyta; Isochrysidales; Noelaerhabdaceae.
ACGCACCUCUCGGCGCGGCCGCAGUUUGCCGCCGAGAUGGCUCUCGGCGCGCUGCAUCUCGCCGCGUAUCAGCGGCAAGCGGCGCUGCAGGCGCUGCGCUCGCGCGCGGUCGACCCUCGCGCUGUGUGGAGCAAGGUGGAGGAGCGGCACCUCCCCAUAUCUCCCACAUCUCCCCACAUCUCAAGGUGGAGGAGCGGCACCUCCCCAUAUCUCCCACAUCUCCCCCUCAUCUCAAGGUGGAGGAGCGGCACCUCCCCAUAUCUCCCACAUCUCCCCCUCAUCUCAAGGUGGAGGAGCGGCACCUCCCCAUAUCUCCCACAUCUCCCCCUCAUCUCAAGGUGGAGGAGCGGCACCUCCCCAUAUCUCCCACAUCUCCCCCUCAUCUCAAGGUGGAGGAGCGGCACCUCCCCAUAUCUCCCACAUCUCCCCCUCAUCUCAAGGUGGAGGAGCGGCACCUCCCCAUAUCUCCCACAUCUCCCCCUCAUCUCAAGGUGGAGGAGCGGCACCUCCCCAUAUCUCCCACAUCUCCCCCUCAUCUCAAGGUGGAGGAGCGGCACCUCCCCAUAUCUCCCACAUCCCCCCCUCAUCUCAAGGUGGAGGAGCGGCACCUCCCCAUAUCUCCCACAUCUCCCCCUCAUCUCAAGGUGGAGGAGCGGCACCUCCCCAUAUCUCCCACAUCUCCCCCUCAUCUCAAGGUGGAGGAGCGGCACCUCCCCAUAUCUCCCACAUCUCCCCCUCAUCUCAAGGUGGAGGAGCGGCACCUCCCCAUAUCUCCCACAUCUCCCCCUCAUCUCAAGGUGGAGGAGCGGCACCUCCCCAUAUCUCCCACAUCUCCCCCUCAUCUCAAGGUGGAGGAGCGGCACUUCCCCAUAUCUCCCACAUCUCCCCCUCAUCUCAAGGUGGAGGAGCGGCACCUCCCCAUAUCUCCCACAUCUCCCCCUCAUCUCAAGGUGGAGGAGCGGCACCUCCCCAUAUCUCCCACAUCUCCCCCUCAUCUCAAGGUGGAGGAGCGGCACUUCCCCAUAUCUCCCACAUCUCCCCCUCAUCUCAAGGUGGAGGAGCGGCACUUCCCCAUAUCUCCCACAUCUCCCCCUCAUCUCAAGGAUUUGCGCGCGGUGCACGACGCCGUGCGGACAAAGGACAUGGCGUCGGUGGUGCGGCUCUACUACCUCGAGAAUGGCCUCAAGAAGAAGGAGGAGCGCGAGAAGGCGCGCGACGCGCGAGAGCACCCGCGGCCCGCCAACGCCGCGCUGCCGCCGCUGGUGCACAAUGUGUGGGUGGAAAGCCAACCAUCACCCCUCGACGUCGCCCCGACUGCGCAGGAGGAGGGAGGAGAGGCGCGGCUGCGCGCGGCCGCCUGUCCGCAGCUUUUGUCACCGGCCGCGCCGCUCUCGCCCUCCCCAGGGGUGGUUAGCUCGGGUGAGGAGGAGCAGGGUUGAUUCGUCCCGCGGUCACACACAACCGAAGUCGACAGUUGAGACUCCUAGACUAAGUGACGACUAAAGGCAUUAGCCAUUGUCUAGUAGCCCGAACUACGGCUACUUGGUACUUCGUAGCCCGGUCGAACACCCUGGGUCGCGAUUUU